AUGUUGCUUUUGGCUUUGAAAAAUGAAGUCAAAUUUGACUCUUCACUCUCAACGAAGCUCGUGGGGUGGAACCAAAGUGUUGACUGCUGCGAUUGGGGUGGUGUGGCAUGUGACAAAGCUGGCCAUGUCAUCGGACUUGAUCUUAGUAACGAAAGCAUAUCUGGUGGGUUCAAUGGCUCCUCAAGUGUUUUUAGUCUUGGAUUUCUCAAAUCAUUCAACUUGGCGUAUAACAGCUUCAAUUCUGCUCAGCUGCCAUUGGGAUUUGGAAAGCUUACUCAGGUGAGCUAUCUGAAUUUAUCAAACGCAAAUUUCGUAGGUCAGAUUCCUGGAGAUUUUUCAUCAAUGAAGAGGUUGGUUACCCUUGAUCUGUCUUCAAGUCCUUAUUACACUCUCGUUCUCGAAAACCCAGAUCUCAAAAUGCUCAUUCAGAACCUUAAGGAAGUAAGAGAGCUCCAUCUUGACAAUAUGAAAAUCAGUACCCAUGGGUAUCAUUGGUCAGGGGUCAUAUCUUCUUCCCUACCCAAUUUGCAGGUUUUAAGCUUGAAAAGCUGUGGCCUUUCAGGUCCUCUUGACUCUUCACUUUCUAUGCUUAAAAACCUUUCGUUCAUUCUUCUAGACGAAAAUACCUUUUCAUCUGAUAUCCCCGAGUCCUUUGGUAGCCUCCAGAGUUUAAGAGUUUUGAGCCUUCGCGCAUGUAAUCUUAGUGGUUCACUGCCGAAAAAAAUCUUCCAGAUACCCACUCUAAAGACGAUCGAUCUUUCUAGCAAUGUAAUUCUCAAAGGUCCUCUCCCCGAAUUUCCAGAGAACGGGUCUCUUGAGAAUCUGCUUCUCAGUUACACAGAGGUUGGAGGGACACUACCAGAUUCUAUUGGUAAUCUUCCAUUGUUGUCCAGGAUAGAGCUUAGAGGUUGCAAAUUCACUGGGCCAAUUCCAGAUUCGAUGAAAGAUCUUACCCGUAUUGUCUAUUUGGAUCUAUCUUCUAAUCAUUUAACCGGUUCAAUCCCAUCGUUUCGGUUGUCUAAGAAUCUAGCCUAUUUAAAUUCCUACCUAAACAAUUUAACCGGUGGAAUUCCUUCUUUUCAAGGUCUGAACAGUCUCCAGUUUCUUGAUUUGAGUUAUAACUCCUUGAAUGGGGAUUUCCCAGAGUCUUUGUUAGCAUUGCCAUCGCUCGAGUACGUAUACCUUUCCAGCAACAGGUUAUCCGGUCAAUUUCGUAAAGAUAUUGAUGUUUCUUCUUAUGAACUACGUAAUCUGGAUCUGAGUAGCAACAAAUUUGUAGGACCAAUACCUGGAUUCAUCUUCAAACUUCCAGUCCUUUCAACCCUCACCCUUUCUGAAAAUAACUUCAAUGGCGUUGUAGACUUAGAGAUGUUUGGAAAGUUUAAGGAGCUAUACGCACUUGAUCUUUCCUAUAAUGAUCUUACAGUCAAGGUAAAUACUGGAAGCAAAUCAUCGUUUUCCUCUGAGCUCAACACAUUGAAGUUAGCUUCAUGUAAGAUGAAAGAGCUUCCAAAUUUGAAGAACCAAUCAAGGCUGAUGAUGAUAGAUCUUUCUGAUAAUGAACUUACGGGUGAAAUACCCAACUGGAUUUGGGAAGUUGGCAAUGGUUACCUUCGGUUUCUGAAUUUGUCGAGCAAUAAGUUUUCAAGUCUCCAAAAGCCUUACACGUUUCCUUUUCUACUCGAUGUUCUUGACCUGCAUUCUAAUGUUCUUGAAGGAGAUAUCCCGAUUCCUCCAAGACGAGUUUAUCAUCUGGAUUACUCCAACAACAACUUUGGAUCUUCGAUCCCAGUUAAUUUCGGGAAUGUCCUGACAUCGACCUUGUUCUUCUCUAUGUCCAACAGCAAACUGGUUGGAGUCAUUCCUCAAUCGAUACGCAAUGCCACUUCUCUCCGAGUUCUUGACUUAUCCCACAAUACACUUACAGGUCCGAUUCCAUCAAUUGGAAACUCGAAAGAUCUGCAAUCCUUGGACCUUUCAGUCAACAAGCUAAAUGGGAGCAUCCCUGUGGAGCUAGCAAGUCUUAGUUUACUUUCAUUCCUAAAUCUCUCUUAUAAUCAUCUUUCUGGAAAGAUCCCACAAGGCUCACGGUUUCAAACAUUUACAGAGUUGUCCUUUAAGGGAAACAAAGAGCUAUGUGGCCCCCCUUUGAAGAAGAGUUGUGAUAAAAAGAGAAUAUGA
Molecule: messenger RNA, 2181 nt
Organism: Lactuca virosa
Lineage: Eukaryota; Viridiplantae; Streptophyta; Magnoliopsida; Asterales; Asteraceae
Source: the annotation of a GenBank genome assembly